Sclerotinia borealis F-4128 is the source of this 1047-nucleotide messenger RNA. The record is from the annotation of a GenBank genome assembly. Lineage: Eukaryota; Fungi; Ascomycota; Leotiomycetes; Helotiales; Sclerotiniaceae.
AUGGCCCAGCCAAUGCGCCAAAUCCGCGAAUUCGCCUGUCCCACCGUCCCCCCCGACCAACCCACCUACCACCUCGUACAAGGCGAUAUCCUCGAUAUUCCCACCGAAGCCAUCGUACUGCAGCUCGAUGCCGGCCUGGUCAACGAUCAAUUAGCCGCACCCCCCGCCCAAAACCGCGUGGCGUGGGCGCAGCGCAUCGGUGAUCAAGCUGGUGCGCACAUCGCGUUGUAUCAAGGUCGGGGGCCACUGGGCAAUGCGUGGACGAGGCCUUUCACUGGACAUGGUGGAACGCUGGGAACCCGGCCGGUUGGUAAUUUUCCCAUUAUGGUGAUAGCGGUUAAUUUAGAAGAGCCUCCUGCUCUUCUGGGGCCGGAUCCAGCGGCGCCAAUGGCUGCUGGGAGAGAUAACCCGGAUUGGAGAUUGAGGAGAGCGAUUAAUAACAUUUUGUGUCGCGCUUAUAACAUUAGGCGCGAUCUCCCCGCCAACGAUGCGCUUAUACCGGCACCACACAGAUGGAGGCUUCGAGCACCAGUCUCUAUUGCAAUUCCGUUAAUUGGGAGUAAAUCCGGAAAUAUUAUGAGUGCGGUCGCGGGGUGGUAUCGCAAUGCGACACUAGAUCCUGUGGAUUUUGGUACGCCUGCAGAUCGGGUUGCUACAAUUCAGGAUGUAUUUCUCGUUGUUCCCAACACAAGGAAAUCACGUCCUGGGACAAUCGAGAGUGCCUGGCUUAAGGCAUGGGGUCGAUAUCUCCCAGCCGACAACAAUCGGCCACUUCUACACCCCCUCAAUCUUCGCAAUAACAGAGCCGAGGCCAACAAUCUCCGACAGUUACAGCGUAGAAAUAGAAACUUAGCAGGACAUGCACCGGCAAUAAAUGAUGGGAGGAUGGACGUUCCAAACGAUUUUGCGAGGGUUGUGAGAGGAGUUGCGCCCGAGUAUCCCUUGAACAAUAUUCCAUGGGUACAAGAACUUGUCACUGCGGCCUGGAUCAAUCGGAAUUAUCGAAUUGCGCGAGGCGGUAGGAUGACGAGAAUAACCGAGGAAUAG